GAAUUGGAUUUGGGUACAUCCCUAUUAUCUAUGGAUUUAUCUGAUGUGGCCCUUCUGGACACCACAUCGAUGAGUUGUUCGACACCCCAGAAAUGAGUUUGAGAGAGUCUCCGCUUAAAUGGCAGCUUGGGCUGAUAUUGUUCAACAUAAGGAUUCCUUGCAUAGAGAUAUCGAUAGAUUGGAAACCAUCAAAGAGCUCAUUCAAAAGAGAAAGUUCAAAUCAUUAGAGAAAUAGCUGAAUAAAUUGGAAUUGCCAAAGACAGAAAGCAAAAUCGGAGAGCCUAUUUUGGCAGAGUUCAGACAAAAACUGUAAGGACUAAGCAAUCCAGAAACUGCUGAUGAAUGUGAAGCAACCUUACUAAAAUUAUGCAUCUAUCUUCUCAAAUAAUUUAACAGUUGCAGAUAACAAUGCCAAUCUAGCCCUGUGACAGUCAUUAAAAUCAAAGGAAAGAUCAAGGACUUAUAAGUCGUCCAAUAAGGCUGUGGAUAACCUGCACCAUGUGAAGAUGAACCAGGAGUACCUGAUGAACCUGUCCCAGAAGUCCCAGAAGUACCAGAAGAGAAAGGUCCCGAAGAAAAGGAUGUUCCACCUGAAGUUGAACCACAACCACCUACUCCACCUGGAGAAGAAGAUAAACCAGAAAUCCCAGAUGAGAAAGGUCCAGAAGAAAAAGAAAUUCCACCUGAAGUUGAACCACUACCACCUGCCCCACCUGGAGAGGAAGAUAAACCAGAAAUCCCAGAUGAAAAAGGCCCUGAAGAGAAGGAUGUUCCCCCUGAAGUUGAACCUUUACCACCUGCUCCACCAGGAGAGGAAGGAAAACCAGAAAUUCCUGAUGAAAAAGGCCCUGAAGAGUAAGAUGUUCCCCCUGAAGUCGAACCAUAACCACCUGCUCCACCAGGAGAAGAAGGCAAACCAGAAAUCCCUGAUGAAAAGGGUCCAGAGGAAAAACAUGAAGAAGGUGAACCUCCUGUUGAACCACCUGUUGAACCAAGUCCUGAAGAGAGUCCUGAGGAAGAAGGAGAGAUUCCUGAUGAACCACCUGUCAAUCCAAAUCAUGAAGAAUCACCUGAAGAAUCAACAGAAGAAUGGGUUGAAGAAAUUGAAGAGGAAUUCGAAGAAUUUGAAAAACCACCUAUUGUUGCUCCUCCUAUUGAACCACCCAGUGCUGCUGAAAAGGCUUGUUUGAAUUCACCACUCCAUUAAUCAAUAAAUAAUUGGAAGGUGAUGAUUUAAAUGGCUUUAAGCUUAUCCAACAUUCUUGGUUCAUGGAAUGAUAAUCUGAAAAGAUAUUUCGUUGCAAGAGUUUCUGAAUCUGAUCACACAACCAGUGAAGUUACUGAUAGUGCCUUGAGCGUAUAUUUGACUAAAGAAGGUUUUGAAUUCUAAUCAUAUGACGUUUAUGGAUUAUCAACAACAGUAAUUUCAGUUGGGGACAUUGAAGGUAAAUGGAUUUAUGUUUAUUACUCAUAUUGCAAUGAAAAAGCAGUUGCAUUUGUAAAAGAUGGUGAAUCGGUAUAAUUGACUGAAGUCAUUGUUAUCCAUGAAAGACCAUCUCAAUUGUAUUUCUAAUUGGCAGGUAAACAAGGGGAUGCUCCAUCAUUCUAAGGUCAAUUCAGAUUGGUUUAAGCUAAUGUUGGUUAAAAUGUCUUCAUAGGAACUUUACCAGAAGCUAAUGAUUUCGUAUUUGCUUGCAAUCAGUUACCUGAAGAGAAAUGCGAAAGAUAGAUCUCAAAUCUUCAUGAUUUCGAAUUCCACGGUGCUGAUUCCUAAUUUGAUGCAUCAGCUGUCGUUGAGAAUGCUGACCCAAUUUAUGCUUAAGAAUACUCAGUUUCUGGUUGGUUCAAAUGGAAUCCAGUUCAAACUUCAGAAUCCUGGUAUUCAGCAUUCAGAUUGACAUUGAACAAUCUUGCAACCAAUCAAAAUUCAAAAGAAUUGGGAGAUAGAGAUUUGGCAUUAUUCGUCGGAAGUGAAAAGAAGGAUUCAGUCUUGGCUUUCACUACAUAUACUUACACAGACUUAUACGGCAAUGGUAACCCAACUUAUUGGUAAGCCAUCCCAUAUGAAAAGGAUUUGGUCCACUGGCAUUAUAUUUACUUCGGAUACAGCAGACACAUCUCCAAAGCUUAUGGUUAUGUUGAAUUUUUCACUAGAAAGGGAGAAGUGCACUUUGAAAAUGUCAAGCACUUUGAUGCUCCUCACAAAUACUUGUAUGUCGGACAAGAUCAAUUCUAUAAAUCUUACAGCGGUAAAAUCUUCAAUCUCCAUUACAACCUUUGUGAUGGUUCAUACAGAGAAUUGAAAUACGAUGAACAUUGGGGAUACACUCCUAAACCAACCGAUCCAGUCCCACCUCCUCCAGCUCCAGUUCCUGAAACACCAUCCGAACCUGCAAGUGAAGAAGAAUUUGUUGAACCACCCCUCCCAACAAUCCCAUCUGAACCUGAAGAUGAUGUUCCUUAUGAACCUGAACCUGAAGAUAAACCACUCCCACCUCCCUCUGAGAGUGAAGAAGAAACUCCAGUUGAACCCCCUGUCGAACCACCAGUUGAACCAGAAGAAGAAACUCCAGUAGAUCAUGAGGAAGAACCAGAAAUCCCUGAUGAACCUGUUCCUGAUCCAGCUCAUGAGGAAGAGCCAGAAGUUCCAGAGGAAACAUCUGAAUCAGAAGAAGAAACUGUUGAACCACCCGUUGAACCACCCGUUGAACCCCCUGCUGAACCCCCCGUUGAACCACCUGUUGAACCACCCGUUGAACCAGAAGCACCAUAACCACCUGCUCCAGUUCCUUAACCAAAAUGUCCACCAACCAUUGAAGUUAAUAAAGACAACGCUGCUGACAUUUUAUGUGAAUUAUCACACUAUUUGGGUGAAUUUGCUUAAGGCCAUGUACCAGUUGCUGGACCAAGCACCAAGACUGUUUGCUUCUGCAUGACUUACAAUGGAGAUUAUGCUCCACCAACUUUAUUGCAAUUGGCAUCAAAGAUUCCAGGACAUAUCCAAAUGAACGAAGCUAAAGUUGCAGUUCCAUUAUUGAAGAAAUUCAUCAAACAAAGAUAAUGA
This is a messenger RNA of Paramecium tetraurelia, 3064 nucleotides long. RefSeq lists its product as uncharacterized. Lineage: Eukaryota; Ciliophora; Oligohymenophorea; Peniculida; Parameciidae. Gene Ontology annotation, cellular component: nucleus. The transcript is spliced from 5 exons. The record is from RefSeq and is a predicted model, not a curated record.